AUGUCAGACAAGCUCAAGGAACGCAAAAGAACCCCGGUUUCUCACAAAGUGAUAGAAAAGCGGAGGAGGGACCGGAUCAACCGCUGCUUGAACGAGCUGGGCAAGACGGUUCCCAUGGCCCUGGCGAAGCAGAGCUCCGGGAAGCUGGAGAAGGCGGAGAUCCUGGAGAUGACCGUUCAGUACCUGAGAGCGCUGCACUCCGCUGACUUUCCCCGGGGAAGGGAAAAAGCAGAACUUCUGGCAGAGUUUGCCAAUUACUUUCACUACGGCUACCACGAGUGCAUGAAGAACCUGGUGCAUUACCUCACCACGGUGGAGAGGAUGGAGACCAAGGACACCAAGUACGCGCGCAUCCUCGCCUUCCUGCAGUCCAAGGCCCGCCUGGGCGCGGAGCCCGCCUUCUCGCCGCUGGCUUCCUUCCCGGAGCCGGACUUCUCCUAUCAGCUGCACUCCGUGGGCCCCGAGCUCGCGGGCCACAGCCCCAGCGAGGCCGCUGUGUUCCCGCAGGGCGCUGCCGCGAGCCCCUUCCCCUGGCCGCACGGCGCGGCCCGCAGCCCAGCGCUGCCCUACCUGCCCAGCGCGCCCGUGCCGCUGCCCAGCCCCGCGCAGCAGCACAGCCCCUUCCUGGCGCAGGUGCAGGGCCUCGACCGGCACUACCUCAACCUGAUCGGCCACGCCCACCCCAACGCCCUCAACCUGCACGCGCCCCAGCACCCCCCGGUGCUCUGA
Messenger RNA from Chinchilla lanigera (long-tailed chinchilla), 729 nucleotides. It is a transcript of the gene Helt, whose product is annotated as helt bHLH transcription factor. Lineage: Eukaryota; Metazoa; Chordata; Mammalia; Rodentia; Chinchillidae. Gene Ontology annotation, molecular function: protein dimerization activity; DNA-binding transcription factor activity, RNA polymerase II-specific; RNA polymerase II cis-regulatory region sequence-specific DNA binding. The transcript is spliced from 4 exons. Gene Ontology annotation, biological process: regulation of transcription by RNA polymerase II; regulation of neurogenesis; anterior/posterior pattern specification. The coding region runs from base 1 to 729 and encodes 242 amino acids. Gene Ontology annotation, cellular component: nucleus. The record is from RefSeq and is a predicted model, not a curated record.